AUGACAAGAGAUAUUAUUGCUGUUCCAAUAACUUCAGUAACCACUGAAGCGACAUUUAGUAAAGCAGAAGGAUUAUUAAUGGCUAUCGAUCAAAACUUACUCUGGAAACUGUUGAAAUAUUAA
Messenger RNA from Ambispora leptoticha, 123 nucleotides. The record is from the annotation of a GenBank genome assembly. Lineage: Eukaryota; Fungi; Glomeromycota; Glomeromycetes; Archaeosporales; Ambisporaceae.